Stylophora pistillata is the source of this 1982-nucleotide messenger RNA. RefSeq names its product tubulin beta chain. Gene Ontology annotation, biological process: microtubule-based process. Gene Ontology annotation, molecular function: GTPase activity; structural constituent of cytoskeleton; GTP binding. Lineage: Eukaryota; Metazoa; Cnidaria; Anthozoa; Scleractinia; Pocilloporidae. Gene Ontology annotation, cellular component: microtubule. The record is from RefSeq and is a predicted model, not a curated record.
GACCACCUCCCACUCUAGGAGUCAGACGUUUAUCGAGUAAAAGAACGUGCCGAGAUAGACACAUUUGAAAGGGCUUUAACAUGCGAGAAAUUGUGCACCUCCAGGCUGGCCAGUGCGGAAAUCAGAUUGGCGCGAAGUUUUGGGAAGUAAUUUCCGAGGAACAUGGCGUCGAUCCAACUGGCUCUUACAGCGGAGACUCGCAAACACAACUCGACAAGAUAGACGUUUACUAUAACGAGGCCACAGGAGGAAAGUAUGUCCCUCGAGCGGUUCUUGUUGACUUGGAGCCCGGCACAAUGGAUUCUGUACGGUCUGGAGUAUAUGGACAGCUCUUCCGACCUGACAAUUUUGUUUUCGGUCAAAGUGGCGCGGGAAACAAUUGGGCCAAGGGUCAUUAUACAGAGGGGGCCGAGUUAGUGGACUCAGUUUUGGACGUGGUCCGCAAGGAGACUGAAAAUUGUGACUGCGUUCAGGGCUUUCAGUUGACUCAUUCCCUAGGAGGUGGUACUGGGUCCGGCAUGGGUACAUUGCUUAUAUCCAAGAUACGCGAGGAAUAUCCGGACAGGAUCAUGAACUCAUUCAGUGUGGUUCCCUCGCCGAAGGUCUCUGACACAGUCGUGGAGCCGUAUAACGCGACGCUGUCAGUGCAUCAACUCGUUGAAAACACUGAUGAAACCUACUGUAUCGAUAACGAGGCUCUGUAUGACAUCUGCUUCCGAACCCUUAGACUGUCCAAUCCUACAUACGGGGAUUUGAACCAUCUGGUGUCAGCGACAAUGAGCGGUGUGACAACGUGUCUGCGGUUUCCUGGACAGUUGAAUGCUGAUCUGAGGAAACUGGCGGUGAACAUGGUCCCAUUUCCCCGCCUUCACUUCUUCAUGCCAGGGUUUGCACCGCUGACUAGUCGCGGCUCACAGCAGUACCGUGCUCUUACUGUACCAGAACUGACCCAGCAGAUGUUCGACAAUAAGAACAUGAUGGCUGCCUGUGAUCCUAGGCAUGGCCGUUAUCUUACCGUAGCGGCAGUUUUCCGAGGCAAGAUGUCUAUGAAAGAAGUGGAUGAACAAAUGUUGAACGUCCAGAACAAGAACAGUUCCUACUUUGUUGAGUGGAUUCCGAACAACGUGAAGACCGCUGUUUGUGAUAUUCCUCCUCGCGGGCUCAAGAUGUCCUCCACGUUUAUUGGCAACAGUACUGCGAUUCAAGAGCUGUUCAAACGAAUAGGAGAACAGUUUACAGCUAUGUUCAGGCGCAAAGCUUUCUUGCAUUGGUACACGGGGGAGGGGAUGGACGAGAUGGAAUUUACUGAGGCCGAGUCCAACAUGAAUGACCUGGUCUCUGAGUAUCAGCAGUACCAGGACGCCACGGCUGAGGACGAAGGAGAAUACGACGACGACGAAGGCGAUGGCGAAGAGGAAGCCGACUAAAUAUCGAUUCCGCGUCUAUCUAAGUGACAACUAGGAGUUCCAAUACGAGUUGACAUGCUAAGACUUCUUUUAAAUUUAAGCGGAAGAAAUCACUAUGUAGCACUUGUGAGUUCUGUUCGCCUUCGUCUAAUGCUUCAAUUAGUCUUUGGUUAAAAGAUUGUCUAUUCAAGAGAUAAAGAGUCUUUGUUCAACUGGAAUUCUUUUUAUUGAACUUAUCGUUGCUUUAUGAUCACUAACAAGUCCCCAACUUAAACUUAACUUUAAGUAACAAAUUAAUUCAGUGGCAAAAUGACAAAUGGCGUUUCAAGACUGGUAAAAUCAACGCUUAUCUCUAAAAUUCGAUUUUUUUAAAUUUCGAAAUUGCAACGGGAAUCGUAUUAUAUAGUAGAAGAGACUAAUAUAUAGAUGUUAGAAAUAAAUCUAGAAUUUAACCUAACAAAGGUAGAGUCUCGUUUUUUAAACUGAAUUUAUCAGAACUAAUACGAAUAUUAUUUUUAUACUUUUAAUUGUUUUUAUUCAUGAUUAUUGAUUGAAGGAUUUAAAUUGUUUCUUUGA